UUGCAUUCCCAUGUUCUGUGUACUGUGGGAGACCAGAUAUAGUGAAUGCAGGGGUCCGGGGAGAGCAGAUAUAGUGAAUGCAGGGAGAGCAGAUAUAGUGAACGCAGGGAGAGCGGAUAUAGUGAACGCAGGGUCCGGGGAGAGCGCAUAUAGUGAAUGCAGGGUCCGGGGAGAGCGCAUAUAGUGAAUGCAGGGUCCGGGGAGAGCGCAUAUAGUGAAUGCAGGGUCCGGGGAGAGCGCAUAUAGUGAAUGCAGGGUCCGGGGAGAGCGCAUAUAGUGAAUGCAGGGUCCGGGGAGAGGAUAUAGUGAAUGCAAGGUCUGGAGAGACCAGAUAUAGUGAAUGCAGGGAGACCAGAUAUAGUGAAUGCAGGGUCCAGGGAAA
Molecule: messenger RNA, 382 nt
Organism: Staurois parvus
Lineage: Eukaryota; Metazoa; Chordata; Amphibia; Anura; Ranidae
Source: the annotation of a GenBank genome assembly